GGAAAAAGGGAACGGAAUUGAAAAUGGUGGAACCUACCGGAAAUAUUGCCAGUAUCGCGAGUGCUGUUCUCCCUGUGGGCAAGUGGGUAACUUAUCCGGUUGGGUGUCAAAUUAAGUACGCAAUCAACUAUAAGAGCAACUUGGAGAAACUGGAAACAGAAGUUUGGAAGCUGAAGGAUGCAAGAGAAGAAUUGAAGGGGAAUGUGGAUGCUGCUAAAAAAAAUAUGGAAAAGAUCAAACACAGUGUUAAGGUAUCGCAGGAGAAGGCGAAUUCAAUCAUUGAUGAAGCUGAGAAUUUGAUUGAACAAAAAAACAACAGCUCUUCCAAUCCUGACUUCAUCAUGCGCUACAAGCAUAGUAAGAAAGCAUUCAAAUUAACGGAGGAUAAGAUUGCUCAACUCUUGCAGGACAAAAGAGAGUCCACUUUGAAGUAGAUAGUGAACUUGUUGAAUGAUAAUAAUCUUUACAUGUUAAGGAUUAAUGGGAUGCUUGGCGUCGGCAAGACAACGCUAGCUAAGGCAGGCAGCUGGUCGGCAAGUGAAGGAAAAGAAGUUGUUU
Molecule: messenger RNA, 558 nt
Organism: Pistacia vera
Lineage: Eukaryota; Viridiplantae; Streptophyta; Magnoliopsida; Sapindales; Anacardiaceae
Exons: 2
Coding region: 24-434 (136 amino acids)
Source: RefSeq, a predicted model, not a curated record